AUGCGACACGGCGCCUUUGCUGGUGCGGACAACGAGGCGUGGUGCAUUGUCCGCUGCAUACGUCUCGGUGUCUCGGUAAAACCCGUGGAGCUCGAGGACCACGACUGCCUCUGCUCUAUACGAGCCAGCAUCUCCGACAUCACCGAGCUCGCCUCAGCCUGGGGCCGCGCUCUCUUGGUUUGUGCCGAUGCUGCUUUCCCUCUCGCUGCCUCCCAUUGCCGCACCGGCUCAUUGUCAAUAUCCAAAGGCUCCGGUCCCGACUCUAGGAUACGCGGUGGAGAUAGGGCUGACGACAUUAUCCGAUCUCGAGGUCUGCUAGGGAAAGCCGUUGGAAAAGCGAAAUUCUCCAUUGACGGUAGAGAGCUAGACUCUGCGGAAGUUGCUGGAACGGGGGUUGAAACGGAGAUUGGACCCGUGAACCACCUCAACUUAUCAGUCAUCUGCGUCAAGACCGUCCAUAAAGAUCGCAUGUUAGACCUGGUCGGUUGGUACACGCUCAUCGCCAAGACCGGCCCGACCCCAGACAUCCUACCCACCCACACCGCGAUGCUCGACCUCAACGACUCGAGCCUGCUUCUCGGCUUCCACCCCGACGAACUAGCCCAUGCCUCAGCCGGCGCGAAGCUUCCCUCACCAUAUACGAGAGCAACUACGAACGAUCCGCCCCUGAAACUCAAGUUCCGCGAGCUCCAGUACACGGUAGAGGCCGGCACCGCCGAGAUGAUUAGCAUGGACUUUGUCGCCCGCGGCGGCGGCAACGCGACUGCGGUAGAGCCCAAGGAGCGCCGCCAAGCCACCCCAACCGGGGUCGCCGAGGAUGCGAGGGAAUCCAAGCGGCGAAUAGUCUCCGUCCCCGCCGAUGCCGACGCCGCGCCCGAAUUCGUCCUCACGAGAGAGGAGGAAGAGAUGAUUAGCGCCCUCACCGCCAAGGCCAAUGCCAUCAAGAUGCUCCAGUCGCGUGUCCAGGUCAUCCGCGAGUACCUAGGCCAGCUUCCCGAAACCUUCAAAGCGGGCGACCACGCCAUCCCGCAGAUGACGGAAGCUGGUCCCCAUGCCGCGGCCCCAUCUUACACCAUUCUCCGCCAGAUCCAAGCCCUCGUCAGUCGCCUCGAGGUCCUCGUGCCCUCGGACGAGAAGGCCUUCCAGGAGGAGCUCCUCCGGGAGAAGAACGAUGUCAACAUCAUCUCACUGCUAAACGGAAUCGUUCAGGGCACACAGGGUGCCCGCGAAAUAGGCCGCAAGUUCCAAGUCAUUGAGAGCAAUAAACCGCGAAAUAGGAUGGCCGAGUUCACGAAUGAGUCGCGCUUUGCCUUCAACCUGUCAGAUGGCCAUGACCUUUUAUAG
Messenger RNA from Parascedosporium putredinis, 1344 nucleotides. Lineage: Eukaryota; Fungi; Ascomycota; Sordariomycetes; Microascales; Microascaceae. The record is from the annotation of a GenBank genome assembly.